Messenger RNA from Fonsecaea nubica, 1698 nucleotides. RefSeq lists its product as hypothetical. NCBI's taxonomy places the organism in Eukaryota, Fungi, Ascomycota, Eurotiomycetes, Chaetothyriales, Herpotrichiellaceae. Bases 1 to 1698 code for a protein of 565 amino acids. The record is from RefSeq and is a predicted model, not a curated record. The transcript has 3 exons. Gene Ontology annotation, molecular function: N,N-dimethylaniline monooxygenase activity; flavin adenine dinucleotide binding; NADP binding.
AUGGUUGUGUCUCAUGAUUCGCAAUCGAACGGGACUGCCGUCAACGGCGAUGCCCCGAAUGGCGCCCAUUCCGGGACCAUCGACUGCGAUGUUAUCAUUGUCGGAGGUGGCUUCAGUGGCAUGACGGCCUUGCACAAAGCACGUAAGCUGGGGUUGACUGCCAAAAUCUUCGAGGAAGGCACCGAUUUCGGUGGCGUCUGGUACUGGAAUCGCUACCCUGGUGCUCGAGUCGACUCCGAAGCGCCCUUCUAUCAGCUCUCUAUACCCGAGGUCACAAAGGAUUGGUAUUACAGCCAAAGAUUCCCCGAUCACACCGAGUUACGCAAGUAUAUGGCACACAUUGAUAAAGUCCUCGACCUACGGAAGGACACAUACUUCAACGCGCAGGUCAUCGGCGCCGAGUUUGACACCAAGAAAGCACUGUGGACGGUCAAAACAAGCGCAGGCCAUGUCGCCAGGGGCAAAUACAUUAUUAUCGCAACUGGCUUGCUGCACAAGAAAUACCUGCCAGAAUUUCCAGGCAUGGGCGACUACAAGGGUGAACUUUACCAUUCCGGCGCCUGGCCCGAGAACCUCAGCGUGAAGGGCAAACGUGUCGGCAUUAUCGGCACUGGAGCUACCAGCGUGCAGAUCGUACAAGAGCUGGCCAAGGAAGCCGAUACCUUGACUAACUUCAUGCGUCGUCCCAGCUACUGCGUGCCGGCUGGCAAUCGACCACUCACCAUCCAGGAACAAAAGGAGCAGAAGGGACUCCUUCAUGCCCUGUUCAAAGCAGGCAGACAAUCAUUCGUCGGUAUACCUGUACUAGGAACCGUCCCUGGCAAGUCUGUUCUCGACGCGACACCGGAGGAGAGGGAAGAAGCUUUCGAGAUCGGAUGGAACCGUGGUGGCGCGGGCUUGAAUUCGUGCGGCUACACAGACAUUCUCACAGAUAAGAAGGCAAAUCGUAUCGUGUAUGAUUUCUGGCGCAAGAAGGUCCGUGCAAGGAUGACCGACCCAGUCAAGAUGGAUCUUAUGGCACCGGCCGAGCCACCUUAUUGGUAUGGUACGAAACGCCAACCUCUGGAGGAAGACUACUACGAGUGCAUUGAUAUGCCUCAUGUCGAAGUGGUGGACCUCAACGCGGCCCCUCUCCAACAUUUCACCGAGAAGGGUAUCUUGACGGCAGAUGGGAAGGAACGGGAAUUUGAUGUGAUUGCAUUGGCCACAGGGUUCGAGAGCUACACAGGCUCGAUUGUGAACAUGGGCCUGCUGAACAAGGAUGGAAUAGACUUGAAGGAUCUUUGGAAAGACGGAAUCAAGUCAUACCUGGGAAUCCUCAUCAACGGCUUUCCCAAUGCCUUUAUGGUAUACAGCCCUCAAGCUCCCACUUCGCUAUCCAAUGGUCCAACCAUCCUAGAAUGUCAGCUGGAUUACGUCUUUGCCGCGAUCGAGAAGCUUGAGAAGGAGCACGCCAAGUCCAUCGAACCCACGCCGGAAGCUCAAGAUGAAUGGAAAAAGACGGUUCUCGCCACCACCGAAGGUAGUCUGAUUCCGUUGACAAACUCGUGGUGGACCGGGGCGAACAUACCGGGCAAGAAGGCCGAGCUGGUCACAUUCUGCCACGGGAUUGAAAAUUACGAGAAGGAAAUCCUCAAGACUUUGGACAGCUGGAAGGGAUUCGACAUCGUUCACGAGAGCGUCGUCCCUCUUGAAUAG